This is a messenger RNA of Clonostachys solani, 1368 nucleotides long. NCBI's taxonomy places the organism in Eukaryota, Fungi, Ascomycota, Sordariomycetes, Hypocreales, Bionectriaceae. The record is from the annotation of a GenBank genome assembly.
AUGUUUCAACAGAAAAAACCGUACUCGGCGGUGACGGUCACCAUCGAGAACCUCACGGGUGAGACCUACGAGGAGGAGGAUCUCAGCGGCAUCCCCGAGCUCGUCGAGGUGAUCAAGCUCCAGGCAUCGGGCCCCAGCGAGGCUGCCCGGGCCAUCAGGAAGAAGCUCAAGUACGGCAAUGUGCAUCGCCAGAUCCGCGCCCUCGUCAUCCUGGACGGCCUCAUCCAGAACGCCGGCCCAAGGUUCCAGCGAGCCUUCGCCGACGAGGCGCUGCUGGAACGGCUGCGCGUCUGCGGCACCUCGGAUCUCUCUGACCCCGAGGUGAAGAAGAAGUGCCGGGAGCUGUUCCGCGGCUGGUCCCAGUACUCCAACACCCAAGGGCUGCAGAAGAUUGCUCAGCUGCACAGGGCAAGUGUUCCCCCUCUUCCCAACCUUCGGUAUGAAACACACGAGGACAAAGCGCUAAACGAACUUCCAAAGCGCAAGGUUGCUGUGACCCAGGAAAGGUCCAAGGUCCUGCGGGAGACUGAGGAGAACCCAUUCGGAGACGAGGAGGAGGAAGCGGCUCGCCGAGCCGCUGAACAGGCUGCUGCGGGAGUCCCUGCUGGUGCUGCUUCCUCGAGCAAGGCACCGGAACCAACGCCCCAUGCGCCCGGCCACAAGAAGACCUCCUCCUCCGGCUCGUUCUUCGGGGGCUCCAAGGACAAGAAGAAGGAGAAAGACAAGGCCAAGGGAGGGAAGCGGAAGCCGUUCAACCUCGAGGCGGAGAAGGAGACAAUGAAGGUGGUCAUUGCGGACGCAACGAUCCACUCCACGACCCUGCUCAACACCAUGCAGAGCAUCAACAGAGAGACGCAGAGAAUAUCCGAUAACCCCAAGGCAGCCGAGGAGUUCGAGGCCUGCAAGCAACUCCGCAGGAGGGUGCUCCGCUAUAUUCACAGGGUUGAGCAAGAAGAAUGGCUCGGAAGUCUUCUCAACGCCAACGAUGCUCUCGUUCACUCCCUCAUGUCAUUCGAGCAGAUGGAUCGGUCAAUCGACGCAGAUAGCGACUCCGACGAUGAGCUGGCAGAGCAGGCUCAUAUGUACAGAAUGAUGACUGAGAAGGCCAGCCAGUUUGGCAAGGCUCCAGCCUCGCCUACGAGCUCCCAACCCCCAGAUCUGGGUGGCUUGAGCUUGAACGCCCCCGGAGCCCCCCCAAGGCCGUCGGCGACUACGAAACCUCACAGCUCCCCCCCGAGGCAACCUCCGCGCCCGGCCCCGGUGCAGGAAGACUUCGCCGAGGAUGAUGACGACGAUGAGGACAACCCCUUCGGAGACAGGAAUGUUAUCGAAACACCCUCACUCGAGCAGGGCGCUCCUCGCUGGUAA